Kluyveromyces marxianus DMKU3-1042 is the source of this 2865-nucleotide messenger RNA. It is a transcript of the gene SIN4, whose product is annotated as Sin4p. Gene Ontology annotation, biological process: positive regulation of DNA-templated transcription. The transcript has a single exon. The record is from RefSeq and is a predicted model, not a curated record. The coding region runs from base 1 to 2865 and encodes 954 amino acids. Gene Ontology annotation, cellular component: mediator complex. NCBI's taxonomy places the organism in Eukaryota, Fungi, Ascomycota, Saccharomycetes, Saccharomycetales, Saccharomycetaceae.
AUGCCACUGAUAUCCGAAUCUAGCAAUGAAUCUAGAGCUUUGGAGAGAAAAUUCUCUUCUGCUAGCUGGUCCAAAACGGGACUUAUUGCAUAUUCUGAGAAUUCCAGACCAGACUGCAAUCUUUCCUUAACUUUUUUAGAAACCGUUAACGGGACCAAUUGGAAAUUCCAUGACCCAUAUCAUUACUUGAUUCAUACUCAUAUGUAUGAUGAUAUCUCGAAUAAUAUCUCUUCAAGUUCUAGUAAUUCAAAACAAACUCAGUUUUUUUAUGACAUUGAUUUUGUUAAAUGGAAUAACUGGUCUUUGCUCGGAGGUGAAUUACUGGCUAUAUCUGACUCAAUUGGUAACCUAACAAUUUUAGCAGCAAGCCUAAACGAAGAAGGAAAUACCACAUAUGAUUCGUUGUCCAUGCUGUUCCAAGAUACCGUAUUCAAAGUUCAUAAUAAGUUUUUACACCUCGUCCCAACCAAUGGUAGUAAUGAAAAUAAAACUAUUACUAAACUAGAAAGAAAGGAGACAAAGAAGGAGUAUAUGACAAGGAUACUAGAUUUUCAAUGGUGUGGGAAUUCCAAACCAAUUCUUACACCGUUAGGGGCCAUGAAAACUCCUCAUACAGACCCACCUUUUUAUAAAAAUCAUAUCCAAAACUGCACUCCAAUCGGUGUUUUUCAUCCCGCUUCUGUGAAACAUGCAUUUGUCGCUAUAAGAACAAAUGGUGUAAUAGACUUUUGGUACCAGCUGUCAAAUUCAAAGGACUUCAAAAAGAUAUCAUUACAAAUAAACCAAGGUUCAAGGCAGAAUGAAUUUGAAUGGUUAGAAAAGGCUUCAAUUGCACAUAUGGAUGAGGACCAGUGCUUCAUCAUUGGUGCUUUUUCAAACUCUACGCAAAAUAUUGAUUUUUAUAAGCUGAAAGUUGACUGGAACAAUAACGGCGGUACCGUAAAUGAUCCAAUAUUACACUUAAGCCACAUUUAUGAACUGAAACCCGAAACAACCUAUAAAUCAUCAAAUUUGAUAAAAAUAUCUAAUUUGAAAAUACUAUCUCGUACUCCAAUCCCUAAUUCGAAGCCUGAAAUUCUAAUAACAUAUCGGUUAAUAAACAAAGGUGAAAAUAUCUCAACAUUUCGUUCUAUUGUAAAACGUUACCAACUUAGCCAAAACUCUUUAGAUGAAUCUUUUUCUGAGAUCCUAAACAUCACUCCAGUAUCUCAAAGAACAGCACAGUAUUCUCUAAAGGUCAUAGAAACAAUGGAAUUAAAGCAGGUAUUGAAGAGUAUUAGUGCCGAAGACCUCUGCAUUUCAGCUGCUUUUGAGUAUGAGAGUGGCGAGAUUGAUAUUUAUAGCCGCAACAAUUGGAAACUUCAGAGCGAUACUAUCGACAAAAACUCUGAUAUCUAUGACAAACCAUUCAUACCUUCCAUGUUUUCGGUUGGCUUCAAAUAUCAAAAUAUACCGACACAAUCUAAUAUCGAAUGGAGUAUCAUAUCUCCAUCAAUGGGAGGAACGUUAAUAAAAUACUACGAAAAACCUCUUCCUAUAUUUAGAGCUGCAGUGAAUGACGUCGUUAGCGACCAAAGUCGUGACCAAGUUCAUGCCACAGGAUUGGCUUUGGUUUUCGUUAUUUUAAGCCACAGAAACUUUUCAGGUGAAGAUAUAACUAUAACCAUCAAAACUCAUGUCCUUAGACUACAGGAACUUGAUCCCGAUCGAGCAAUUAACUUCAUCUCUCUUCUCAUCUCAACUAUAUUUGGGCUAUAUGGACUAGUCCUAGAUGGUACCAAAGGGACGUUAGAUAAGGCUUUACAGUCAAAAGCUGUCCAGAAUAUUUUACUACUGCAAAUGGAGUUGGGCCCUCACAUCUCUGCAAGUAAGAACAUCUACUCAGUAGGAUAUAUUGCAAUGAAAUUGAGAAACAUGAAUAUUGCUUUCAAUGGUGUGGCAAGGAACGUUCAGGCAAUGAUACAACAUACGUCAAAUAUCAAUAUGUUGCCCAACGGAAAAGUUUUCCAAUUUGCCUUUUCUAAACAGGAUUUGAUUUAUUCAUUGUUACCAUCCGCGAAAUGGAUCGUAAUGUUCAUAUCAUAUGUCACGCAGCAAUUAAUAUUGGCUGUCAAUAACGCUUCCUACUUUGAUAAAAGCUUUUUGAUAACAUUAUUUGGAUCAAGAAUCAUACGACACCUCAUGUUUAAGGUUAUUGGGGAACUAAAAAAUAUUGCAAAUAUAAUGGUAAAAUUUCCCGAGACAGCAUUUCCAAUACUAAACGAAUCUUCUCAGUUUUUUAGAAAGGUUAUUAAUGAUUGUACUGUCAACUUGGAUUCUUUUGCGACAUUCAUUUCAGAAUUUGGAAGUAAGAUUAACGAAGUCGACCAAAGUACAGUGAUUGUGCAGCAGAGAUAUGAGGCAGAUUUUUUGAUUAAAGGUAUUGCUCCAGAGAGUCUUUCAGAUUUUGACAAAAUCUUACGUACGGCUGCUCUCAAAUUUCUAUUACCACAUGUUAAUUUAGCUGUUGUCUUUUUUACUGAAACCUCAUUUCUUAACUUACGCUGGGAGGAAAAAUUCGAUCGUGAAGUUCUGGAAUUACAAAAACCAAUAUCUGAAGGGUUACUUAUUUAUGACAACAAAUCUUCAUCAGGAUUGAAUGUGCCUGAUGUUGUAUAUGAUGACGUGACUAGUGAACAUGUCAAUAUUAAAGGACGCUCUGUAAUAAAGAAAUGUUGUAGAUGUGGAACCUAUACCAGGGCAGGCUAUCCUGUUGAUGGCGAUAAUACUAUUGUACCUACAUCAAUCGUUACAAAACGCUGGACUGCUUUAUACUACAGAAACUGUCAUUGUACUGGGCUCCUAUAUGAAGUUAAACUAAAAUAA